Messenger RNA from Cydia splendana, 3946 nucleotides. RefSeq lists its product as uncharacterized. Gene Ontology annotation, cellular component: nucleus. The transcript has 2 exons. The coding region runs from base 330 to 1682 and encodes 450 amino acids. Gene Ontology annotation, biological process: negative regulation of meiotic nuclear division; regulation of mitotic nuclear division. Lineage: Eukaryota; Metazoa; Arthropoda; Insecta; Lepidoptera; Tortricidae. The record is from RefSeq and is a predicted model, not a curated record. Gene Ontology annotation, molecular function: protein binding.
UUAUAGAAAUCAGCUCUCUUCAGUGCGUGUGUAAUAAAUUAAAAGAAAGUUAUAUUAAAUAUCGUGAGUUAGUGAUUGAAACUGCGACCAAAUAAAGUGUCCUAAGGUUUCGAAUAACGAAUAAGUUCUGAUAGCAUCGGCGUCGUGUCAAGUCAACCGUCAACUACGGUCGUUAUUAUAUUUUUACCUACUUAUACAUUUUGUGGCGGCAUGUUAUGUUAGAGGUAAAACACAGUCAUGACGCCGAUGGAAGCAAUGUUUACUUCGAUCACGUGAAGUUGGCGCGGAAAUGCAGCUAAACAAUUUUUCGUUUUAAGUUUGCAUUCAACAUGGAUACGCUUUCUGAUAUGAUGGAGCCCGCCACCCCAGUGCUAUCUUGCGAUGGUGUCAACUAUUGUAGAACUGAAGACAGUGGAUACCAUACAUUUACUCCCGGCUCCAUCGAUUGUUCAGAAUUGUCGUCUGAGAAUAUAGAUCCUGGUAUUGUUCAAGCAUCUAUAUGUGAAGGUAAAGGGAAUCAUCACAGAUUUUAUAACAAUAAUCCUGAACCAUGCUACGAUCUGACCAAUUUCUCAGAUAAUGGUGAAAAUUACCCAGAAAGGUUCAAGAGAAGAGGUGUGAAACGCCCAUAUCCAGGUGAUACAGAACCCAAUGACAGCUUUGGAUCAGUUCCAACUCCAACAAGUAUAAUAGCUGGUCAAAUACAGAAGUUAAAAGUAAAUGAAUCUGGAAACUACAGUGGCAACUAUACAAUCUCACCAAUAAGUUCUGAUUACAAAGACGCCAGUAGUAUCUAUAACUUCAAUGCAUAUUCAUUGUCAUUCCCAUCUACACCUAUAAAGAAAAUAUGCAAAAGCAGCUGCAAGUUAAACAGAAUAAGAUCUAACCACAAAUCCAGUCCAUUGAGGCCAUUAAAUAGUAAUAAUCAGCAACCUAAAAAGUUUGCUAGACAACUUGAUUUUGAAACACACUCAUUGGCCUGUGAGCCGCAGAGUCUGAUAGUAGUCACUAUCCCACCACCAAGUCCUGCUGUUCCAGUACUCUAUAAACCCAAUCAGAAGAUUGAUAUCAUCAAGCUCUUAAGCGACCGAAUCUGCUCAAUACCAGUUAUUGAUACUAUUUUGAGGUUUAUGUCACCAGUAGACAUUUUCAACUUUUCUUUGGUCAGCCCUACAUGGUCUCGGGUUUGCACGGAUUCAUUGGCAGGCAGAGAAAAGUUGAAGACUUAUUUGAGAUUGUCUAAGGAGAACCAAGAGAACAUAAGAAGUAGCCCUAAGAUCAACAUUAUUGACAUCAGAAGAAAACUUAGGGACAUACACAAUAUUGAACAUGUUCAAACUACACCAAGCUCUCCAAGAAGCCCUCCAACUUCUCCUCGGUCCAUGAGAUUCAAAACAUUUGCUCGGUCAGCAUCUUUGGAUGUGUGCAUUCAACUGGCCUGUGUGCGGUGUCAACAGCCAGCUAAAGUGACAAAAGAUCCUUCUGGUGAGAUUUGGGCAGCAUGCACAAGAGCUACUUGCGCAUACCAGUUCUGCAAGCUUUGCUCCUGCGAUCGCCAUCCAGGUAAGAGCUGUAUUCGUUUUGACCUUGAAGGACCCAGCCCAUCGAAAAGGAAAAAGAAAACUUGUGCUGCUGGAUCUAGACAAAGUAAGACCAACCUGCGCCGGCUUCUCAUCAAAUGAGACUAGGUGGUUGAACUAAUUUGAUAAUGUGUGCUACUUAUAGUUGCUAGUGUCUACGAAAAUGUAAGCUGGAUGCGUAGGGGGCCAAUUCGUUUUAGUAUGCAUUGAGAUUAUUUUUUCUAAAAAUUCCCAGUGUUAGGUGUUGUGCCAUUUUUAUACAACUUUUUAUUCGAAUUAUUCUCGUUUUUAAUAUGUUUGGCUAUAGUAGCUAAUAUUAUAUAUCAAAAAGAAAAUUAGCUGUAAAUUUAUGUGCGUAACGUAGAGUAUAAACUUUUGAACAUUCUUUUUAUGAGCCCUACAUUCCAAAAUGACAUUAUAAUGUUAAAUUUCACUUAUAAGGAAAAACUCUGGAAGUUAAACGAUAGACUGAAAUAUUAAUGCCAUGUUAAAGUAAUUUACAAUUUAUAAGUUGGUUUUAAUUUAGAAAUAGUAUUUUGACUCUUAAUGUUGCCUUUAGAAGGAGAUAGUGCCUAUGUUGUGCCUGUUUACGAUAAGCCGAACUAUGUAUGUUCAUGUAAAUGGCAAUUUCCAUUUACUCAUGAUACCAUAAAUUUUGUGCUGAUGGCAAACUUUGGUACUAUAAUUUUUAACAUAAAAUUGGAAACAGUGUAUGAUUUUAUUGAAUAUUGAACAUUGCACUUAGUGAUUUUAUUUUAUGAUCUUGACAUUAUUUCGAAUUUGUUUACUAGUUUUAGUAAAAUCAAACAUUUUGAGCAUACAAUUCACUUUUAUACCGAAAUCGUGAACUUGAAAAGCUUAAUGGAGUUGUUGUCGAACAUGAAUGUUUGAGAAAAUUGAAUUAACUACCUACACCACAACAUUCAGAAGUUAUUCUGCAAAAUUUUAAUGGUUGUUCAUCAAUUAUAUAGGUACCUAUGUUCUAAUAUCAGCAUCCAGUCUGUUUAAAUAGUGCCAUAUCUUUGCGGUGUAAUGUUCGAGUAGGUACUUAUCUAACUCUUACUUAUUUUAGUAAAUAAUUUUGGUGAUCUCCGUGUAAUAGUUAAUUCAUCCCAGUGAUCUAUAUAUUAACCACCCUUUAUAUUAACUUUUUGAGUAUCAGGUGCACAACUUAAGAAAAUAACAAUGUAAGGAGGAUGUAUUUACUCAUAAAAACAAGACUGUUCAUAUUACAUCACUACUUUUAACUUUCACUCGAAUUACAUGGACAAUAUGGCAUUUUUAGGUGAUAGGUUACAUUUUAAUUAUUUUUAAUUUGGUUUUAUAGCCUUUUAUCACAUUGAUUAUUUGAAUACUUAACAUUAAUAGGAUUGUCACACAAAAUCCUAAUUACAAUCAAAUAAGUAUCUAGUCCUUUAACAUUAUUAAAAUAGUGGUUUCUAAUUUGUUCGUAAUAUUUAAAUAAAUAGUAUUACAUCAAAAGUCAACUUGUGUGCUGGUAAUACUUGAUUUUAGUAAUAACAAUGUUCUGAGGCCAUGCUUUUAAUUACCUAAAGUUAGUUAUCAGAUUUAAAUUUAAUUAUUUAGAUACUUUUAUAAUUAAAUUUGAAAAGACCCAAAAAAUCUUGAGGGCCGAUUUUUGAAUUGUGAGCGCACGAUUUCGUCAUUCGAAAAUCUGUGGAAAACGACGAAUUUAUAUUUUUGAAAUACGAGCAAUAGAAAUUGGGAAACUAGUGCUAUUAAUGUACUGACCAUUCGUUUUCAAUUCUAUUAGUAGAAUUUAAAUACCUAGUAGUGGAGAUAUUAUUGACGGUAGCCAAACGAAAUCAAGCGCUCGAAAUUCAAAAUCAUCGUGUCAGGUCUUUCAUUUUAGGUACUUAAAAUAUUUACCAAGUUUUACACCAACCAAUUUUACGAGUUACUUGAUUUCUCUAGUAAGUGCGUAACUAAAAGUUUUAUUUUGCAUUUUAACUAUGAUUCUAUUAUUAAAUUCAAGUACUAUUGCAUAACCUUUUUCCAUAAUUAUACGUAAUGGUAUUGACUGGUACAUACCUCAUUUUUAAUUAGAAUUGUAUUUUAUUUAGGAUAGCAUUCAGUAAUUAGUUAUCGCUACUAAGUUACGUAUUUAAUGCUCUUAAUUUUAUCGUCACAAAACAUCGAAUUACUCAAUGUCAUAGUGUAGAAUUAUCAAUUUUGGUUAUGCAGACAUAAUUAUGGGCAUGAUUGUGUUUUGACACAUUUUAAAUAAUUUUAAAGACUCAUUUGAUUUUAAUGUAAAUACAUAAUAAUUAUAAUUCGGGACGCUUCGAAAGCUCUCUAUUUCUGUGAAUUGAAGUUUUAAAGAUAAAUAAAAAGUUGAUAAAAUA